Molecule: messenger RNA, 286 nt
Organism: Ectocarpus sp. CCAP 1310/34
Lineage: Eukaryota; Phaeophyceae; Ectocarpales; Ectocarpaceae
Source: the annotation of a GenBank genome assembly
AUGAGGGUAGUCGCGCCAGCUGCGGCGGCGGUUAGCCACAGAACCGGACAACCCACCGAGUACCCUCACUCUCAUAGCGCGUAGCCGUGAACCGUCGGCGCUGGCACGCUGAUCAUGGAUGCCCACAAACACCCCCCAUGGAAGCACGCAACUUCUACUCUGUGACACAGACGUUUUGGGCGGCACGUUUCCACUUUUCCCCUUUUUGUCACUCUCGCCCGCUUUUCGCCCCCUCCAGGCCAACGGUCUUCCGCUUACGUCAUGCACGGCUACGAGUAUAACCUCC